UUAUUUCUCAGGAUUUUACUGCCUCAGAUUCCUGGCAAAUUGAAGAGUUURUGCAGUGAAGGUUACAAGAUUGUGAUGUUUACAAACCAGAAUGGUAUAGCAAAGAAGAAAGUUAGUAUUCCAGACUUUAAGAAGAAAAUUGAAAAUGUCACUCAAGCUUUAAGUGUUCCAGCACAGGUUCUAAUCUCACCUGGAACUGGACAUUUUCGUAAGCCUUCAACUGGAAUGUGGAAACAUCUCUGUAAAAAGUUAAACCAAGGAAUAACAAUAGACAAGGACAAAAGCUUUUAUAUUGGAGAUGCAGCAGGGAGACCUGCUGGAUGGGCUGCAGGGAAGAAGAAAGACUUUUCAUGCAGUGACAGAGCAUUUGCUGCAAAUGUUGGAAUCAAGUUCCAAACUCCUGAAGAGUUCUUUCUUGGUAAAAAGCCAGCACCAUACAACAUGCCUGAAUUUGACCCGAAAAAACUUGAUCCUAAUGUUCCAUUACUCCAGCCAUCCAAUGCCAGCUUAGUCUCAAAAGAAAAAGAGGUCAUCRUUAUGGUUGGAUUUCCAGCAUCUGGAAAGUCAAGCUUCUGUGAGGAAUAUCUCGUUCCAAAAGGUUACAUACGAGUGAACAGGGAUUCCCUUGGAACAUGGCAGAAAUGUGUAGCUUCUUGUCGCAACAAUUUAAGUCAAGGCAAAAGUGUUGUAGUUGAUAACACUAAUCCAGACAAAGACUCGAGAAAACGAUACAUAGACUGUGCCAAAGAAGCAAAAGUUCCAGUCCGCUGUUUCAUCAUGAACGUCAYCAAGGAACACGCACAGCACAAUAACCAAAUYCGCGAGGCGCUCAACACSGACAARAACUAUAAACGAGUUGGAUUUAUGGUGUAUAACUCUUACAAAUCUUCAUUUGUGGAACCAAGUAUAGAAGAAGGGUUUUCAGAWAUUGUUCGCGUGCAAUUCAAGCCGAAAUUCAAAAACGAACAAAACAAAGAGCUCUACUAUCAAUUUUUGUAAUAAAAAUAAACUUUAAAUUGUCAACUAUUAAGUUACCUUAAUAGCACGAAAUAUUGUAAAUAAACAUACACUGAAACAGGGAAUUUGAACAAAUUGAAUAAAAGUGCAUUCACUCUACUGAUUCGAAA
Messenger RNA from Exaiptasia diaphana, 1127 nucleotides. RefSeq names its product bifunctional polynucleotide phosphatase/kinase. The record is from RefSeq and is a predicted model, not a curated record. Gene Ontology annotation, biological process: DNA repair. The transcript has 12 exons. The annotation marks the transcript as partial. NCBI's taxonomy places the organism in Eukaryota, Metazoa, Cnidaria, Anthozoa, Actiniaria, Aiptasiidae. Gene Ontology annotation, molecular function: ATP-dependent polydeoxyribonucleotide 5'-hydroxyl-kinase activity; double-stranded DNA binding; polynucleotide 3'-phosphatase activity.